GAGGGGAGAGGAGGGGUGAGGUAAUGUCGUCAGAGGCCUGUCAGUACUCAUGCGCAGUGAGAGCUGGGCUGGAUGCCUAUUGAUUGAAAACAAGGGUCUGUGGUGGUAGGACGGACACGGGAGGCUGUGGGAUAACGGGAUCUGACGGUGAAUCUGAGAAGAAUCUGUCUUCACAUCAGGGACUGCAGGGUUUGGUCAUCAACCUGUCAGGGGACGCCAUGGAAGCCCCUCUCGUGUGUUUGGAUGAGGAGUUCGAGGACCUCCGACCAUGUCGGAUGGAUGACCUAGAUCAUUCAUCCCUCGAUCAGUAUUCCUACUCCACCUCCGCCUCCUCCACCACCACCACCAUCCCUUUGGCCUCCAUCACCAGGGAGGACUUCUCUGAGCUGGAGAACUUCUCUGAAAUGAUGAGCUUCAAGUCCAUGGAGGAUCUGGUGAACGAGUUUGAUGAGAAGCUCAACGUGUGCUUUCACAAUUACAACACCAAGACAGAAGGCCUGGCACCCAUACGCAAUCAGUCACACAACCAGGAGGACGAGGAGCGGCUGCAGGAUGAAGAUGUUUGGGAUGCUCUAACUGACAACUACAUCUCUGCCUGGGACAACCCUGAUCCUGAGGGACUCAACGGAAACCUUUCUGACCAGGAGAUUCACGAAAAAGAGGAGGAGGAGAUGAAUGAGAAGAAUGAGAACGUCAGUUGUCUGAACGAAGAGCCUCUUAUCACAGCAGACCAGGUCAUUGAGGAGAUAGUGGAGAUGAUGGAGAACUCUCCAGAUCCUGGGGAAACUGAGGAGGAGGACGAGGAGGAGAGCAGCCACUGCUCCUCCAGAACCAGCCCCUCACUGCUGGAGGAGAUCAGGCAGCUGUCACAGGCCUCCAACAACAACUGCUCCUAUGAAGGCCUGAGCCUGAUGUCCAACUCGGCACUAGUUGAGCUGCUCCACCGAGUUGAAGCCACCAUCUGCGAGUACUCAGAGGAGCUGGUCAGUCAGCUGGCUCGCCGCGAUGAGCUGGAGUUUGAGAAGGAGGUGAAGAACACGUUCAUCACGGCUUUGAUGGAGGUGCAAAACAGGCAGAAGGAGCAGAGGGAAAGCAGCAAACGUCGGCGUCGGGACAAGGCCCUGAGUCUACAGGGAGCAGGGACGCUGCCCACCAACGGAGGGAACACGGGACGCACUGAGAAGACAGGGGGGAUGCCAGUCAAGCGUUUCAGCAUGGAGGGGCUGUCCAACAUCCUGCAGACUGGAAUCAGACAAACAUUUGGAAGCACAGGCAACGACAAACAAUAUCUGAACACAGUAAUUCCAUUUGAGAAGAGUGGCUCCCCUCCGUCUGUGGAUGACCUGCAAAUGAUCACGAAAAUUCUUUUUGCUAUGAAAGAGGACAGUGAGAAGGUUCCAACACUGCUUACUGACUACAUACUUAAAGUCUUGUGUCCUACCUAAAGUACCAGGAUGCCGAGGGCCACAUUGUGAUGGAAAAUCCUGCCCCGAGAGGGCCUUAUACCGACCCUCAUGACCUCUGGCCCGAGCUGCAUGACCUCCCCUCUUUCCCAUUAUCAACCAUGGAUCCUCACCAUCACCAUUAUCUUGUUCACCUCGACUAUGACUACUGCCUUUUGCUGAGCUUAUCCUCUGUCCUCCUGCUCAUACAAGUUCAGGCCAGACGCCGUUACUACAAACUGAAGUUGGGUGGUUUAGUCUCACUUCGAAGGACUUCACUUAUAAAGCAUGACAUGCUGUUUUCAGUCACAGCACCACUUUGGUACAGGGAUACAACAUCAUGAGUGCUUCUUCCUCCUUCUCUGUUUUUCCUUUAUUUUUUUCCUUCUGUUUUUCCUUGGUUACUAACCUCAUAACUAUUGUCUUCAUCAAAUGAUCAACUAAUUUGAAUACAAAAGCCAUGCACCGUUUUCUGCCAACUUAGUACUGUAGCUCUAUAUGAAUAACAACAAACAAUUACAACUAUUACGGGUGCAGUGCAUUACACAGCUACUUUAACUGUGAUCAUUUCUCUGUUUUUCACAGCCUCAGAUCCAAUUCAUUUCACACGUUUGUAUGUCCGCGUGUACGUGAAUGUGAGGAAUUACCUCAGCCACCGAUUU
Molecule: messenger RNA, 2104 nt
Organism: Cynoglossus semilaevis (tongue sole)
Lineage: Eukaryota; Metazoa; Chordata; Actinopteri; Pleuronectiformes; Cynoglossidae
Gene: fez1
Product: fasciculation and elongation protein zeta 1 (zygin I)
Exons: 11
Coding region: 219-1445 (408 amino acids)
Cellular component (GO): axon; cytoplasm
Source: RefSeq, a predicted model, not a curated record